Rhagoletis zephyria (snowberry fruit fly) is the source of this 2796-nucleotide messenger RNA. NCBI's taxonomy places the organism in Eukaryota, Metazoa, Arthropoda, Insecta, Diptera, Tephritidae. The record is from RefSeq and is a predicted model, not a curated record.
AUGACCACCAGUUCGCUUCAUCAACGCCAACUGACGGGCACCGUCGGUGGCAGUGGCGGCGGUGGAGGGGGCGUAUCAGGCAGCGGUGGUCACUCGUCGACCCGCAAGAAGAUCAGCCUCUCCUAUGUGAUCCGCGACGAGCAGGAGCGCUACCACCGCUCCGGCGUCAACUCGCUGCAGUACGACCCGCUGACGGGGCGGCUGUACAGCGCCGGCCGCGACUCGAGCAUUCGCAUGUGGAACCAGCUGUCGCAGCAGUCGGCAGUGCCCUUUCCGCCCGGGCGCGAGGACCCCUACCUGCACUCGAUGGAGCACCAUACUGACUGGGUCAACGACAUUGUGCUGUGCUGUGAGGGGCGGAACCUGAUCUCCGCCUCGAGUGAUACCACGGUGAAGGUGUGGAACGCCCACAAGGGCAUCUGCAUGUCGACGCUAAGGACGCACAAGGACUACGUGAAGACGCUCGCCUACGCCAAAGAUAAGGAGCUGGUCGCCUCUGCCGGCCUCGACCGAGCCAUCUACCUGUGGGACGUGAACACGCUGACACAGCUGACCAUGUCCAACAACACCGUCACGACGACCUCCUUUUCUGGGUCACAGGACUCGAUUUACUCUUUGGCAAUGAAUCAGCAGGGCAGCGGCAGCGUCAUCGUGGCGGGCAACACCGAGAAGCUGAUUCGAGUGUGGGACACGCGCACCUCGGGACAGCUGAUGAAGCUGCGCGGCCACACGGACAACGUCCGUGCGCUGCUGGUCAAUCGCGAGGGGACGCAGUGUCUGAGCGCCGGCUCCGAUGGCACCAUUCGCCUGUGGUCGCUGGGGCAGCAGCGGUGUGUGGCCACCAUUCGCGCCCACCAAGAAGGCGUCUGGACGAUGCAGACGAAUGAGGCCUUUUCGGUGGUGUACAGCGGCGGCCGCGACCGGCGGGUGGUGGCCACUGAGCUGCGACAGCCGGUCACCGGGCAGACUGUGAUAUGCGAGGAGAGUGCGCCCAUUCUCAAGCUGCUGCUCGCCAACAGCCCGCUCAACGCCAAGCCUGACUUUGUGAUUCGCGGCAAUCCUUCCAUUCGAACGUACGCAGUGCUCAAUGAUAAGCGGUACAUCGUGACGAAGGACACCGAGGACAAUGUGGCCAUCUACGAUGUGCUGCGUUGUCUCAAAACCGAAGACCUCGGCCGGGUGGACUUUGAGGCGGAGGUGAAACGCCGCUUCCGCACCGUCUACGUGCCCAACUGGUUCACCGUUGACCUGAAGAUGGGCAUGCUGGCGGUGCACCUCGAGGAGAGCGACGCCUACGCCGCCUGGGUCAGUGCACGGGAGUUUGGCUUUACGCUGGCCAACUCGGCUGCUGGAGCUGGUUCUUCAACGGGGACCACCUCUGGAGCCAGUGACAGCGACGACAAUGGCAGUCAGGCGCCGCCGCCCGACACCAAGGUCAACCUGGGCGGUCUGGUCUUGCAGGCGCUCUUUGAGUACUGGCCACAGUCGUACGUCACACUGCUGGACAGUCUCGAGAGCGUCGACGGCUCUUCAGCAGAGCACGGGCCGGCACAUCACACACACAAUGGCGGCGGCAGUGCUCUCCACCACCCUCACCACCCUCACCAUCAACACCAUCAACAGCAUCAACAACAGCAUCAGCCAAACAGUCUUCGGUCCUCAAUUACCAGCUCAGCUGGUCCCCUGCCUCCCUCGCACUACGCCCCCGAGCUGAACGGUCCCAUCAACCAGUACUUCAGCGUGCCGCCGCACACGCCCAUCAUCUUCAGUGAAAGUGGCACGGCCGGCUCCAGCGGCAGUGCCUCCACCGGCCAGGCGGUGGGCAGCAACCAGCGGACGCUGAUGCGCAUUAGGGUGAUGGAUGCGAAGCUGGAGAAUGAUGACGCAAUGCUGCAGGACACCGUCCCUGGCUGGAUCGCCGACAUUGUCGUUCAGCGGAAGCUGCCCAUGUUCAACAAAAUAUCCUUUUACAUCUUUCCCCACCCCUGUCUGGAGCUGAAGAACACUCGGAAGGAGCACUUUAGCGCCAUUGACAUGCUCCAGAUUCGAAAGGUCAUCGAGCACGUGUACCUGAAGAUUUGCAGCGGCGUCUUUGCCUCCGCCGGCAUGGUCGUCGAUCCGCCCUCAUCCUCUUCAGUCAAUGGAGGUGGUGGGGGUACCAGUGCUGCUUCCAGUACUACUGGUGGCGGCAACCACAGUUCAUCGUCGAUGGUCAACGGAGCCAGCUCCAGCAAUGGAACUGCUGUGAACGGCGGCAGUAGUCACUGUGGCUCCUGUUCCUCCAGCGCCAGUCAGUCCAGUCACAGUAGUGCCAGUAGCACCUGCAGUCAUGGUGGUACGGCCAAUAAUGGAGGCGGAAGCAACCAUCACCACCACAACCAUCAGCACAGUCACCACCAUCACCACCAUCAUCACCACCGGACAAAGGAAGGUGGCUCACCCCCGACGACGGGGAAGGAGGCGGCCAAAGGCGGUACUACUACUGCUACUACCACCGCCCAGACCAACACUGGCUCCAUUGGUCGGUCGUCGACGCACUCGAACAGCACCACCGGUGGAAAUCACCAUCACCACCAUCACCACAACCACCACCAAAACAGUGGUGAUGGCCAUGGUGGUGCAAAUGGCACCGAGGAGAACGGAAGCGUCAGUCGUGCCUCUCUGGCGGAAGAGCGCGUUGAACUGCUCUGCCAGGACGUGGUCCUCGACCCGAACAUGGACUUGAGGACGGUGAAGCACUUUAUCUGGAAGUCGGGCGGUGAUUUGGUGCUGCACUACAGGCCCGUUAAAGCAUAG